GCAGGGUGCAGCUACAAAGAGUGAGGAUUAAAGGGCCGCCUAUAACUUAUUCCUGCGCCCCAGGAGAGUUCAUCCAACAUUUAUGAACAGAAACAUCCCUGGGGACCCGAGCACACGAGCACGCAAGCACACGCGACCACACACAGACACCAUGCAGGAGUCGGAGCCCACGGUGUGCCAGCUGCAGCCCAACAUCAUCUCGGUGCGCCUUUUCAAGAGGAAGGUCGGGGGCCUGGGCUUCCUGGUGAAGCAGAGGGUGUCCAAGCCGCCCGUCAUCGUGUCGGACCUCAUCCGGGGCGGAGCAGCGGAGGAGUGCGGCCUGGUGCAGGUGGGCGACAUCGUGCUGGCUGUCAACAACAAGCCCCUGGUGGACCUGUCGUAUGAGCGGGCCUUGGAGACGCUGAAGAAUGUGCUGCCGGAGACCCACGCCGUCCUGAUCCUCCGCGGACCCGAGGGCUUCACCACCCACCUGGAGACCACCUUGUCUGGAGACGGCCGCCAGCGCACGGUGAGGGUCACGCGCCCCGCCUUCCCCCCCUCGAAGACGUGCGAGCAGUGGUCCCCCCUCAGCGCGUACAGCCCCGGGCAGCAGCAGCAGCAGCAGCAGCAGCAGGUCAACAAGGAGCCUCAGCUCAGGGCCAUCGAGAACCUGUCCUCUCCGUCCAUCACCCAGUCCCUCCUGCAGAGGGGGGGCGUUCAGGGCCAGGACCCUCUUCUGAUGAGGGACGGGGGCCGCGGCGCUCUCCUGUGCAACGGGCUGGAGGAGAACAACGAGCUGCUGAAGGAGAUCGAGCCGGUGCUGCGCCUCAUCAGAAACAGCAAGCGGGAGAUCAAUGGAGAGGGCCAGAGGAAUGCUGGCAGAAGGGACGCGGAGAUUCAAGUGGCCUGGGACCUUGGUGUGGGAAAUGGCACGUCCCCUCAGCUGGAGCCAGAUAAUGACAGAAUGCUGGAAAACAUGCCGGUGGUGCUCAACAACACCGACUCCGACAAGCCUCCGGCGCAGGGCAGAACCUCACCCAUUAAGUCCCUGCAGAAUGGCAGCCCUUCCAAAUGCCCCCGCUUUAUAAAGAUCAGGAACUGGGAGACUGGCACCGUCUACAGCGACACACUCCACCACAGCUCCAGCAAGACCCCGGUCUGCACUGAAAACGUGUGCAUCGGCUCCGUGAUGGUUCCCAACCAGAACCGCAAGGCAGACGAGGUCAGAACCAAAGAGGAGCUUCACAGGCUGGCCACCGACUUCAUAGACCAGUACUACACCUCCAUCAAAAGAUAUGGCUCUAAGGCUCACGAGGACCGGCUGGAGGAGGUGACCAGGGACAUUGAGACUACGGGAACUUAUCAGCUGAAAGACACCGAACUGAUUUACGGAGCCAAGCACGCCUGGAGGAAUGCCGCCCGAUGUGUGGGAAGAAUCCAGUGGUCCAAGCUACAGGUUUUUGAUGCCAGAGACUGCACAACAGCCCAUGGAAUGUACAACUACAUCUGCAACCACAUCAAGUAUGCCACCAACAAAGGCAACUUGAGGUCGGCCAUCACCAUAUUUCCUCAGCGGACAGAUGGCAAACAUGACUUUCGAGUGUGGAACAGUCAGCUGAUUCGCUACGCUGGCUACAAACAGCCUGACGGGCAGAUCGUGGGAGACCCCGCUAACGUUGAAUUCACAGAGAUCUGCAUGCAGCUCGGAUGGAAAGCUCCAAAGGGGCGUUUCGACGUUCUGCCUCUCCUGCUGCAAGCCAACGGAAACGACCCGGAGCUGUUCGAGAUUCCCGAAGACCUCAUCCUGGAGGUGCCGAUCACGCACCCGAAGUACGACUGGUUCAAGGAGCUGGAUCUGAAGUGGUACGGCCUCCCGGCGGUUUCCAACAUGCUGCUGGAGAUCGGUGGCCUGGAGUUCACCGGCUGCCCCUUCAGUGGCUGGUACAUGGGCACAGAGAUCGGCGUGAGGGACUUCUGUGACACCUCGCGAUACAACAUUCUGGAGGAUGUUGCUAAUAAGAUGGCCUUAGACACCAGGAAGACCUCCUCUCUUUGGAAGGACCAGGCUCUGGUGGAGAUCAACAUUGCCGUCCUCUACAGCUUCCAGUCCUGCAAAGUGACCAUCGUGGACCACCAUUCAGCCACAGAGUCCUUCAUGAAGCACAUGGAGAACGAGCAGCGGGUGCGAGGAGGCUGCCCUGGGGACUGGGUGUGGAUCGUGCCGCCAAUGUCGGGAAGCAUCACGCCGGUUUUUCACCAAGAAAUGCUCAACUACCACCUCACCCCUUCGUUUGAGUACCAGCCUGAUCCUUGGAAUACUCAUGUGUGGAAAGGAGUCAACGGGACGCCCACGAAGAAAAGAGCCAUUGGGUUCAAGAAGCUCGCCAAGGCUGUGAAGUUUUCAGCGAAGCUCAUGGGCCAAGCCAUGGCCAAGAGGGUCAAAGCCACCAUACUGUUCGCCACCGAGACGGGCAAAUCGCAAGAUUACGCCAAAACUCUGUGUGAAAUCUUCAAGCACGCCUUCGACGCGAAGGUCAUGUCCAUGGACGAAUACGACGUGGUGGACCUGGAGCAUGAGACUCUUGUUUUAGCCGUGACCAGCACAUUCGGCAACGGCGACCCACCUGAGAACGGAGAGAAAUUUGGAGCUGCCUUGAUGGAAAUGCGUCACCCGACGUCCAACACGGAGGACAGAAAGAGCUACAAGGUCCGUUUCAACAGCGUGUCCUCGUACUCCGACACUCGCAAGUCCUCCAGCGACGAACCGGAAACCAGAGUUAACUUCGAGAGCACCGGACCUCUGGCUAACGUCAGGUUCUCAGUGUUUGGCCUUGGCUCCAGGGCCUACCCACACUUCUGCGCCUUUGCCCACGCUGUGGACACGCUGUUUGAAGAGCUGGGGGGUGAGCGCAUCCUACGCAUGGGAGAAGGAGAUGAGCUGUGUGGCCAGGAGGAGUCGUUCAGAACAUGGGCCAAGAAAGUUUUUAAGGCCGCCUGUGACGUGUUCUGCGUCGGGGAUGACGUGAACAUCGAGAAGGCCAACGACUCCUUGAUCAGCAACGACCGCAGCUGGAAGAAGAGCAAGUUCCGUUUAACGUACACGGCCGAGGCCCCGGCCCUCACGGAAGCGCUGUACAGCAUUCACAAGAAGAGAGUUUAUGGAGCAAAGAUGCUGGAAUCUCAAAAUUUACAAAGUUCCAAAUCCAAUCGCUCCACGAUAUUCGUGCGGCUCCACACGAACAACCACGACAACCUGCGCUACAGGCCCGGCGACCAUCUGGGUGUCUUCCCUGGCAACCACGAAGACCUGGUGACGGCUCUCAUAGACAAACUGGAGGAUGCUCCACCCGUCAAUCAAAUUGUCAAAGUGGAGUUCCUGGAGGAGAGGAACACGGCCCUGGGUGUAAUCAGCAACUGGACAAACGAGACUCGGAUCCCCCCCUGCACCAUCUACCAGGCGUUCCAGUUCUUCCUGGACAUCACCACCCCUCCGAGCCCCGUGCUGCUGCAGCAGUUCGCAGCGCUGGCGACCAACGACAAACACAAAAAGAAACUGGAGCUCCUCAGUAAGGGCCUGCAGGAGUACGAGGAGUGGAAGUGGUACAACAACCCGACGCUGGUGGAGGUGCUGGAGGAGUUCCCUUCCAUCCAGAUGCCCUCCACUCUGCUGCUAACCCAGCUGCCCCUGCUGCAGCCUCGCUACUACUCCAUCAGCUCCUCUCCGGACGUGCACCCGGGAGAGAUCCACCUCACGGUGGCCGUGGUCUCGUACCGCGCCCGAGGUAAUGUGGGGAUUCCUUUAAAACCUCCAACAAUACCCCUGCAAAGAUGGCAGCGCCGCCGUAGCCUCACAGAUGAUGGAGAGGGCCCCAUCCACCAUGGAGUGUGUUCAUCGUGGCUCAACCGGAUAGAGAAGGGAGAGAUGGUGCCGUGCUUCGUCCGAGGUGCGCCAUCGUUCCAACUUCCCAAAGACAACCAAGCACCUUGUAUCCUGGUGGGUCCAGGAACAGGCAUCGCCCCUUUCAGAAGCUUCUGGCAACAGAGACUGUAUGACCUAGAACACAAUGGGAUUGAUUCAUGCCCCAUGAUCCUGGUGUUCGGCUGUCGGCAGUCUGUGAUGGACCACAUCUACAAGGAGGAGACCGUCCAGGCCAAGAACAAAGGCGUGUUCAAGGAGCUCUACGCGGCCUAUUCCAGAGAACCCGGCAAACCAAAGAAAUACGUACAGGAUGUGCUGCGCGAGCACCUGUCGGAGACGGUGUACCGGAGCCUGAAGGAGGAAGGCGGACACAUCUACGUGUGCGGGGACGUUACGAUGGCCGGGGACGUUCUCAAGACUGUCCAGCAAAUCAUCAAGCAGCAAGGCAGCAUGAGCCUGGAGGACGCCGGCUUCUUCAUCAGCAAGCUUCGAGAUGAGAACCGCUACCACGAGGACAUCUUCGGUGUCACCCUGCGCACCUAUGAGGUCACCAACCGGCUUCGUUCAGAGUCCAUCGCCUACAUCGAGGAGAGCAAAAAGGACCCAGAUGAGGUCUUCUGCUCGUAGGUUGAUUGAGUCGCCGGCUUUCUGACAACAACCAGUCUGGAGGACUCAUCAACGCUGGUUAAAGAAUACUGUGCCAAUUUUUUGUACUGUAAAAAAAAAAAAAAAAAAAAAAGAAGAAAAGAAAAAGAAAAAAGGUUUAUUUCUUUCUUUUGUACCACUUCUUCAGUGUUUCUGUUGGGCUCUGCGGUUUUGUCUGUAUCAAGUUGGAAAUGUUCUGUUCUCUGAGAAUCUGUUUUGCUUGUUGAUGAUACUUCCAAAAAUUAUAAAUUGAUCAUUUUUGAUUCAUAAUGUGUGCACCUAAUGUAAUGACCUGCCUCAUUGUGAAUGCAUGACCAAGACAAGAAUAUACUCAAGAAAUAUGAUAUACUCUGUGUUAUUGUUCCAGCUUUUAUUGGGGUUUUAUAUCGGCAAGGCAGCGUGUGUCACUGAUAACUAUGUGUCGGUGUGAAUUAACUUUAAUUGUAGAGGAGGGAAUCAGGACUGUUAAACAUUUAUUUGGGCUUUUUUUUUUUUUUUUUUUUUAAAAUGUCAAAGGCUGUCGUUGUAGUCAAAGAAAGCUGUACAGGCAUGCUGACAGGAAAAAAAAACACACAAAAAAAACAUGAAAGACAGAUGUGUUGCGCGCAAAUCUGACACGGUUCACCCUGAAUUAAGAAAACAGCAGCUCAGUCACGGCCUCGGUAAACAUAUAUAAUCUAGCUCUUCACUAGUAAUCCAUCAAAGUGCAUCAGCCUCUGCUCUUCUUACGGUCCUAUCUGUUCCGUCAUCAUAAUCUCGUACGUCUCAGUCGGCAGCAGCUGCCUAGGAACGUGCAGCGCAGCCAGUAAAAGGCCGUUCCUGAGUCAGCAAAAAAAAAAAAAAAAAAAGUUUUCGAUAAAUAUCUACUGUAGAGCUGUGGCUGGAAAUUAGAAGAGAUUUGUACCAUGGAGAAAAAAGACUUAUCAACUGAGAGGAACUUGCGGGUUUUUCACACGAGAGGGGAAAUGAUUAUUAUUUUGGAGGAAAUUACAGAUUAAUGAUUGGCAUUUUGGGGUUUGUUGAUAAGGAUUUGACUAUGGUUGUAGGUUAUAUGUAGGGUUUUAUUGUGUGGGGUUUAGCAGUUACAGUUGUUGUGUACUUUAAAGAGAAUACGAGGGCUACUGUGUUAUUUAUUAAUUUAUUUUUUUCAUACAAGUUAGUCCUAAUGCAGCUCGGCUUAAAAACUGGAGGUGGAGAAAAACGUGUAACAGUCUUGGCUAUUAAGGCAGGGGUCGUAUUAUCAUCAUUUUGCAUUUUAAGCUUUCCCUUUACUAAGAUAUGUUGGAUUCAUGUUAAUGUGUAUUUAAAUACAUUUACAUUUGUGGGGGGAAAAAAAAAACAUAAAAAAAUGUCUAAUCAACCAAAGAUUUUGCAGUUCUCCCUGUUGAAAAGAUGUAUUAAGGCCUCAUAGCGACUGGUUUAAAAAACAAACAAAAAAAAGUGUUAUUGAUUUUGGGCUUUUCAUAAAUGCAUUUGACCGAUAGUAAUGAGGGGUUAAGAAAAAAGGGCGACGUGCAGAAAAGGCCAAUGCCCCCCCCCCUCCUCACCUGAGUGAGCUACCUGUAUCCAGUCUUUAUGCUAAGCUAGGCUAAUUUGCUACUGACUUGCAUUAUUAUGUCUGUAUUUCCUCAAAAACGAAGCAUAUCUCUGACAAGACGUUGCAGCCGACUGCUGCCAACUCGGUCUCAGUCGUCGCCUCUUGAGCUUUUAAAAUUAGCAUCCAACGGCUUCGUAACUCCUCUGCCUGUUGCCUUACAUGAAGUCUUUGCCUGCGUCUGGCGGUCGUCUGCAUUAACCCACCCUUCUGUCGUCGUCGUCGUCGUCUCGCUGCAUGUGUUGCGCUGUCUUGUGGCUCGGACGCCACGACUUCACUGUGACCUGCUCGGCGGCACCGGUGCACCUGUGCGCUGGUGCGCGCACACGUGGGCCCUAGAAAACCAUCCUAAGUGUGCUCAUCUCUACACGAGUGGGUGUAAACAUGCAUGACCUCAGGUGUGUGUUUCUUACAUGACUAUUUUUGCUCGUUACCUUGUCGAAGCUGGUCAGGUUUUUCAAAUGAGCAUGAGGCUCUUGCUCUGAGUCACAGACGAGCCUGCAAAUGUAAUAUUACAGAUGGUGUUUUGGUAACAGGAAACUGCCCACGUGGCUUUUUUAUUUAUCUUUUAUUUAUUUUAUUUGUAUCUCAGCUGCUUGGCUCGAUUCUUUUAAGUUUCAGGGAAGUCCUUCAUCCAGAGACGAGAAGCAAGCACACUGCCGCUGUGGUCUUUUUUUUUUUUUUUUUUUAAACUGCUUUCCAAGGAGUCAGGGUUGUAGUUUGGAGAUAUUUAUGCAGGGGCCCACAUCGCUUUCUGAUCACCCGCUCUGCAUCAAAGGCGGCUUUUACUCGUCACACUGGGAAGUCUUCUUCACGCCCUUUCUUUUUGUCUUGGGUUCAGAAUUUAAGAUGGCUGUCAGCAUGAUUAAAUGAUUUCAAUGUGGGUUUUUUUUGCUGUUGUUUUUUUAUUUUAUGUCGUUAGUCGCUGCUGAGAAUCUGUUUCCAAGUACUUUUUUUAUUGUUUGGGUAGAAAAUGGGUGAUUCCCGUUGUCCCCGCUGUUGUUCAUUCUGGAUGAAUGUCUCCUCUAAUUUGUUUAAGCGGUUUCAGUUUAAUUGGAAUGAGAGCUGCCAAGAGAAAAAAAAAAAACAUGUCUGUGAUGCAAACUGUGCAACAGGAAAAGAAGUGACAAGAUACAGCUUCUCUAUAUAUAGCUUCUAUAUACAUAUAAAUAUAUAUAUAUAUUAAAAGACAAAAUAUAAACUAUAAAGAGUUCCACUUCAAUCUUUUCUAAGAAUGUAUUUUGAUUAUGUAAAUGAGCACUAUGAUGCUGCUUGAUUUAAAGAAAAAAAAGAACAACAAAAAAAAGGCCUAUUCUGAAUCUCAUAUCCUUUAGGUAUGAGGACAUAAACAGCAGCAUUAAACACAUGCAUGGUGAUCUCCUGUCUCCUGUUCAUAUUUAAAAAACAAAACAAAAAAAAAAAACAGAAGAAGCUCUGUCUUAUUUGCCAGCACCGUGUCAGUCAGUCAGUGAGACUGUAUUGUGAGGUAGUCUGGCCUUUCUCACAGGGCUCCAGGAUGGUAACAACAUUCUUGAAGGGGGGCGGGAGGGGGGCGUUUCUUUCUUUUCUGUGUUUGCAUAUCGCUGCUGCUGCUGCUACGAACAACUCUGAUCCGAUCGGCCUCUGCUACGAUGACCUUUGUUGUGUACUUGAUUGAGGAUAAUCCAUUUUAAUGCAUCAGCUGCGAGGACUUUGCAUUUACUUACAAAUAAAGAGAAACAUUUACAGAA
This is a messenger RNA of Mugil cephalus (flathead mullet), 7867 nucleotides long. It is a transcript of the gene nos1, whose product is annotated as nitric oxide synthase 1 (neuronal). Gene Ontology annotation, biological process: nitric oxide biosynthetic process. Lineage: Eukaryota; Metazoa; Chordata; Actinopteri; Mugiliformes; Mugilidae. Bases 83 to 4525 code for a protein of 1480 amino acids. The record is from RefSeq and is a predicted model, not a curated record. The transcript is spliced from 29 exons. Gene Ontology annotation, molecular function: flavin adenine dinucleotide binding; heme binding; nitric-oxide synthase activity.